This is a messenger RNA of Meira miltonrushii, 864 nucleotides long. RefSeq names its product cytochrome c and c1 heme-lyase. The annotation marks the transcript as partial. Gene Ontology annotation, biological process: cytochrome c-heme linkage. Gene Ontology annotation, molecular function: holocytochrome-c synthase activity. The transcript has 2 exons. The record is from RefSeq and is a predicted model, not a curated record. Gene Ontology annotation, cellular component: mitochondrion. NCBI's taxonomy places the organism in Eukaryota, Fungi, Basidiomycota, Exobasidiomycetes, Exobasidiales, Brachybasidiaceae.
AAGUCCAAAUCGUCAUCGUCAUCUUCAUCACUUUCGUCAUCGCUAACGAAUUCACGUUGUCCAGCAAGUUCAUCCUCAUCUUCCAAUUCUUCAUCUUCAGCAGCUGCUUUGAAUCCACUGAAUCGAAUGCCAACACUAACGCAAGACCGUGCACCGAAUCAAAAAGUUGAACUUUCGACCGAUCGAGUGAUGAGCACGAUUCCACGUUUACAUGAAUCUGCGCCAAAAGGUGGUCAUCCCUAUGAAAAAGGUGGAAAUGCAUCUGCUUGUCCUGUACCGCAUGAAGAACGAUCGGCGAUGAUGGAAGGCAAUAAUAAGAAAGAAGCCAGCGAAUCAUCAUCAGCAGGCAAUUGGGAAUAUCCAUCUCCACAACAAUUCUACAAUGCACUGGUACGAAAAGGCUGGGAAACGCCAGAAGAACAUGUAGAGAUGAUGGUACUCGUACAUAAUUUCUUAAACGAACGUGCAUGGCAAGAAGUUUUAGAUUGGGAAAGAGAAAUGGGCGUUAAAGAUGCACAAAAUCAAAUUGCCUUAGCAAGAUUUCAAGGUAAACCCGGUACACUUUCACCUAAAGCAAGAAUAUUUUCUUGGGCAGCCAUGAUUGCACCUUCUAAAUUCAGUUCAGACGCUCCUUUUGAUCGACAUGAUUGGGUCGUUCGUAGACCUUCAACUUCUUCCACAGAUCCAGGCAAAGAGGUUCGAUAUGUGAUCGAUUAUUAUUCGGCGCCCGAUGAUCCCGAUACGGAUGAACCUGUCUUCCAUCUUGAUGUUCGUCCCGCUUUGGAUUCAUGGGAAGCUGCUCAAGUUCGUAUGAAGCGAACAUGGGCAGAAUGGAGAAGUCAGGAAGGAGAGGCAUCAACGUGA